Messenger RNA from Gekko japonicus, 1777 nucleotides. It is a transcript of the gene VGLL4, whose product is annotated as vestigial like family member 4. Gene Ontology annotation, molecular function: transcription coactivator binding. Gene Ontology annotation, biological process: negative regulation of DNA-templated transcription. NCBI's taxonomy places the organism in Eukaryota, Metazoa, Chordata, Lepidosauria, Squamata, Gekkonidae. The transcript has 6 exons. The record is from RefSeq and is a predicted model, not a curated record. The coding region runs from base 769 to 1656 and encodes 295 amino acids.
AUCAGUUGUAAUUGGGGGUGAUCUCCAGGCAGCACCUGGAGGUUGGAAACCCUAAUCCUAGCACUGUACCAUCUGAACCCUUCCUCCAGACUCAGGAGUCUUCUAACCUGAGUGGUUCUUCCUUCAGAAAUCUGUAUUCUCCAUACAGGACAGUGUUUCCCAGAUCUGACACUUCACAAGAUGCCUUGUCAUCAUCCUUCUGAGUGUGCCCCCCCCCCCCGGUCCAAAAUUCUUCAAAACCUCUCCCAAGAUCAAAACCUAGCUUGGGGAAACUGGGAAAACCAGUAUAUGUACUUUUGGCUACCUUGAUCUACUCUGCAUGAACACAGAACCAGCUGGCAUUACAGCUAUUGUUCCAUGUUUUUUAAAAAAUAUGGAAGGGUUUUAUCUUUCCCUGCCGAACUGAGGGCCAUUAAAUGUAACCGGCAUAUGUACUUGAAGAGUUGCAAAACUUCAGGUGGCACUGGAGAAACUUAUCUGACUUAUGGCAGGAAGCCUUGGGAGCCUAGUACACCACAUAUGAGAAUAACAAGGCAAGGGCAGCAAAUACUAUGCAUUGUGCGGACCAUCAGUAUUGUGGCUAUUGUAACUGGGCAGACAACUAAGUUGUCAUGUAGAAGGGGGUUCUCAAUAGUUUAUAAAUAGGUUUUUAUUUUGGAAGUGUGAAGAGAUGCAAGUAUAAAAUCUCAGUAUAUUUUUAUAUCCAAGCAUACUCACAUUUCACAUAUCUGCUUUCAGAAGACGGGCAAUACAGGACCUUGGGUAAACAUGAUCCUGCCAGGAAUGGAGACUCCACUGGAUGUUUUGUCAAGAGCAGCAUCCCUAGUGCAUGCUGAUGAUGAGAAACGUGAAGCUGCUCUAAGAGGGGAACCCAGGAUGCAAUCACUGCCAGUAUCCAGUGGUGUAAACAACCAUAGGACAGGGCCACCCCCUAUCAGUCCCUGCAAGAGGAAGUUCAGCAUGGAUCAAGGAGAUGAUGACCUAGACUGUGAAAAUGAACAUGUCUCAAAAAUGAGUCGAAUGUUCAGUCCCCAUCUAAUGAAGACUGCCAAUGGGGAUUAUCGGAAAGAGCACAGAGAAAGAAGUCGCAGUCCAAUCGACCGGGCCGCUGCACCUACAGUGAGCAUUCAUGCUAAUCACAUGUAUGCCUCAAUCCCAAGCUUAACCAUGGAUCAACCUCUAGCACUGACCAAAAACAGCAUGGAUGCUACCCGGUCUAUCAGUAUCACUCCUACAAUGACGUCGGUGGAACGGCAACAGAACCGUCCAUCAGUAAUCACAUGUGCCUCUGCAAGCAAUCGUAACUGUAAUCUCUCACAUUGUCCAAUUGCGCACAGUGGAUGUGGCACUGCCAUGCCAGCCAGCUACCGGAGACCAUCUAGCACUACCACUGCCUGUGAUCCAGUGGUGGAGGAGCACUUCCGUAGAAGCCUUGGCAAGAAUUAUAAGGAGCCAGAGCCGGUGACAAACUCUGUAUCCAUUACGGGAUCAGUCGAUGACCACUUCGCCAAAGCACUUGGAGAUACAUGGCUUCAGAUCAAAGCUGCAAAGGAUGGAGUAUCCAGCAGUCCUGAAUCUGCCUCCAGGAGGGGCCAGUCAUCUUCUCCUUCUUCCCAUAUGGUCAACCAUAACCAUUCGCCUUCCGUAGUCUCAUGAAGAGAGGACCACAGUUUCUUCAUCCAGACGUGCAUUUGCAUGGUUUGACUGAGCUCAGAACAGUGCUCAAACAGUAGUAGUGUUUGGGAGGGAGGAAGGGAGGGAGGUGAGAUAAGUUGUC